UCGAGUGUAACGGUUGCGUCCUGUUUAAAUUACGCUGCUGUCCCCUGUUUUGUUGUGGCCACUGCUUCGUCGCUCGAACUCGCUGCUGCUGCUGCUGCUGCUGAGAUGGCGUUCAACAAGGACGAAAUGCAUCCGCCGAGCUGGAUGGACCGAGCGUUCUUCGAGAAGGUCCUGCGGCACUCCGAACGCGAUAGCACGCUCGCGGUGACCGGCUGCCGCAUUGUCCCGGGCACCAAGCCGGGCGACCACUUCGCGAGCAUCAUCUUCCGGGCGAUCGUCACCCACAACAAGUCGCCCGCCGAGGUGUCGCUGAUCGUGAAGACGCUCCCGUUCGAGGACGGGCUCAAAAAGGAUCUGCUCGACGAUGGCUACGUGUUCGAGACGGAGACGCUCAUGUACACGGAGAUAGUGCCGGCCAUGCACAAGCUGCUGCGAUCCGUCGGCGAUCAGACCGUGCUGGGCGCGAGACUGCUGUACCACGAAAAGCUGCCAUCGUGGGUCAUGGUGUUUGAGGACAUCGCUAAGCAUGGCUUCGAGAUGAAGUCGAAGCAGUUGGACUAUGAAGAAUCGAAGGUCGUGUUUGCCAAGUUAGCCCGCUGGCAUGCCACUUCAAUGAUGCUUGCCGAUGAGAUUCCGGCCAUCAAGAAGCUUGCAAAGGGUGUGUUUAACCUGUUCGAAGAGAAAACUGAGUUUUUGAAAAUGUGGCAAGCCAACAUCGAGAUACUGGCAUCGAUCGUGCCGGAAAUUCCGGGCUGCGAGCAGUACGGCGAUCGGAUACUGGCUGUGAAGGAGAAAAUUUUCAAACGCGCCGCCACUAUCUACACGUAUGACGCGUCGUCCCUGGUGCACGUCCUCAACCACGGCGAUUUUCACUUCAAAAACAUGAUGUUCAAGCGUACCGAAGGAAAACUGGACGACAUAAUGCUGCUAGAUUUCCAGUUGAGCGUUUGGGGUACGCCAGCAGUUGAUCUCAUUUACGCCAUGUACAACGCGGUGUCGAUCGACACCAAGGAGGCGCACCGGGAGGAGCUGAUCUAUUUCUAUCACCAAGAGCUGGUCGAGUGUCUGCGAAAGAUUGGCUAUCUUCGCCGGUUACCAACGUUACUCGAUAUUCAGGUGGAGAUCAUGAAGUGUGGCCACAUGGAGUUCCUACUGUCGUCCACGUUCGUGCCCUUCAUGUGCGUAGAAAUGACCGAAAUCAUGGAUCUACCCGAGGAUGGUUCCGGUUUCGAGAUGGACUUCGCUAAUACCGAUAAGCUGGCAGAGAGUUUCAAAAAAUGCUUCCGGACGCCCGUCUACGUGGAUUUCAUCACGAAAAACCUGCCGAAAUUCGUCUACAAAGGCUUCGUGGACCUGGAUUAGCUCCGAAGGAGGCUCCUGCCGGUGGUGACCGUUUUUUCCCGUUUACUGGCGAUUUAGGAAUAAAAUGAGUAUUUUUCCAAUAAAACCUCUACUGGCAAUGCAGGGCAUUGUUGAUACGUCAGGA
This is a messenger RNA of Anopheles bellator, 1486 nucleotides long. RefSeq lists its product as uncharacterized. The coding region runs from base 106 to 1362 and encodes 418 amino acids. Lineage: Eukaryota; Metazoa; Arthropoda; Insecta; Diptera; Culicidae. The transcript is spliced from 5 exons. The record is from RefSeq and is a predicted model, not a curated record.